Messenger RNA from Linepithema humile (Argentine ant), 3151 nucleotides. The record is from RefSeq and is a predicted model, not a curated record. NCBI's taxonomy places the organism in Eukaryota, Metazoa, Arthropoda, Insecta, Hymenoptera, Formicidae.
CAAAUUAAACAUUUCGGGCAUUGUAAGAAAUAUUCGUUGAAUAUAUCUACGCUGUCUAAAACAUUUAUUAAAAUUAUGUUCCGACACAAUGUUUCACAGAUCAACGUAAAUAAUAUCGCCGAUUGUACGCCCCUGCAAAAGAUCUGUCGGAAGCAAUGCUCCAGCUGCGCAUGUGAAACGAGAAGCCGUGCGGGUGCCUAUGCUCUGUGUCGGUUCGGUUCUCUCAGCUUUUUUUUGUCACCGACGUCGUCGAUCCGGAUGUAAUAUCCCGUUCCGUCGCGUUCCGUCGCGACGUACACCGUCACUGACCAGGCGGAAACAUUUCUUACUGUAUAACGCAAUUUUCAAGCUUUGCAUACAGUCCCGGUGUUAUCGCGAACGGGUUCUACCUGGGCCGCCGCGGCUUCUGUUUCAUCGUGAAUUUCACAUCGGCGGUGUCGUCUGCCGACAACGCAUCGUGGCAACGAUCCGUUUCCGUGAGCACGUAAGUUUCUCAGCACGUGUGCGUGCGUGCAUGCGUGCGUGCGUCGUGUUUCGCGUAGUACGUCGGCGACGCAGGCGCGACGGGAACGCGACGAGGACCGACCGAUACACGGCGACGUCGACGACGACGACGAUAAUAACGUGACGGAGAAUCGCGUCGUUUGAUUUUUCAUAAUAUAACGCCUUGACCGAGUGCGGUGCAUUUUUGUUGGAGUAAAGAGCGGGAAUAAAUUUUGGACAAGACGCGAGAUCGUUGAAUCCUGGCCGGGUCUUCGCGCAACAAUCGAUACCACGUCGCUGGCUUUUCGCGACCCGUCGGAAAAUUAAAGCGGCACACCACGACCGGCACGCCAGAAAUAUCGCGAUGCUGACUCGAGGCGCAUUUAGUUGGAGUUCUUCUGGGCUUAUUACUCGCAGGAUUGUCCGCGAGAUUUCCCGAGUCCAAUUUCGGAACAUUAAUAAUUGAAUUGUAUAUUAAUUGUUGUAACAGAUUUUUGCAAAAAAUUAGGUUCGAAAGUAGUGGCAUGUUUUCAAUGCUUUUAGACGCGUUGCGUUUAGAAUAUUGUACAGUGUUCCCUUUUGUAAUCUUUUAUGAUAUAAUGUGCAAAGGUCGGUGAACCUGAAGUUCUGAUAAGUGCUUUAAUGUCGCGGAAAGUAACAAGCAGUUUAGAAUUCCAGUUUUGACAUAUUUACAUCGCUGUCAGAAACAAAGACUGAACUUUGCGUCGCAGAAAACAAAAGACCUCAGCAUCGCGCCUGACUAGAACUAAUGCUAUAUCCCUGCAAAAAUUAUCGGGAAUAACCGAUACGGAGAGGAGUGAUCUAUGGUUAAGAAGGACGCGUGUAUUUUUCUCACGCCAAGUGCGUAUCGUUCCACGUGUCACCGAUAAUCGCGGAACUGGAGAAUGCGUCGCGGUUUUCGUACUAUGUAUUAUAUAUGAGUCACACGCUGAUUCUGACGGACGUAUCGUGUGUGAUUUUCGCUGAAAAGCACCAUCAACGGAGACACUUUAAUCGAAUGCUGUUUCAUUCACAGCACACGAUCAUGUAUCCGAGCAUAAUACUAUUGUCAACCAUGAUGGCCACCAUCACUGCCGAAAGCAUCUUAAUGACUGAGGUCUUUGUCAUUCCCAUUAGACCUGAGAUCUUUGAUUGGAGUGCAGAUGGGCACUCCGAUCAAUUUUCGUAUCAACCAUCGUUACUAAACGCCCCCGAUCUUCCAUCGUGGAUACACUACACGUACAGCAAGAAGGAUCAUCAUGGGUUUUUAUACGGCGUCGCGCCCAAAGAUCAGAAAUAUUUUCAGCUGGAGAUUGUCGGGUUGAACAAGCACACUUACGAAACCCGCUACAAGGUGCUCGACAUGAAUGUACUCGAGAGGGAAAAUCUGACGAAAUACGAGGUGCAUCUGAAGAUCGACAACCUCAACGUGGAGGAUAUGUUCGAUCACAAUCGCACCGAGAAACUCCUCGAUAUAUUUAGGAAGAAGUUGUGGAAAGGUGCUGCGGAUCUGUACGUGACUUUCUUGGCAUCUGCCAUUGAGCUGGGAGCUCGUUUACCUCUCAAGCCUAGCGAAGGUGAAGGGGUCGUCGUCAGAUUGGGCAGCACGGUGCCGUUCUCGCAGGAGCUGAACGAGCUGCAGGAGGAGGUAAAACCACUAUGGAAAAUGCCGUCGUGUCCCAGAGAUUUUAAGAGGACCAGCGUGGAGAUACUUUUCCGCGAGGCUGAGUUCAGAUUAGAUUGGUGCUCCUUUAGAUUGCUCGACGAAGACCAGCACAGUCUGAAGCACAAGAGCCCCAGCGCGAACGUUGUGGAUCUGCCUUCGUCGGGCAUUUCCGAACACACCGAGUGGCGUUGGGCUCGUUCGACGAAAGCCAGCAUACCUACGAGAAGCUACUUCAAGGAAAUCGCCACCACGAUUUUCGUACCGGUCAUUCUGCUCCUCGUGCUGGGCGCCUUACUUAGCACCGCUCUCUGCCUGCAUCACGAGAAAAUCGAGAAACGGGAACCUACGCCAAUGGAGGGAGUCGGAAACAACGGAAUACAAAUGGUGCAGUAUGCUAUGUCGGAGAGAGGUACUCUGAAAUCGCUGUCAGCUCAACCGCCGAGCCCGAGUGAAUCUCUAUCGCGAAGCCCAAGGAUCUCUGGCGAACGCUGUAAUCCAUACGUUCGUCCAAACCCGCCACCUUAUACCGGACCGAGCAAUUUUGCCAGUUUACGUGCUGAUUUCUGACUACACGAGCAGCCCGCGAAGACAUGGUUUUGCUGAAUUAUAGUUCGCGGGUGGCUUUCAAUCAACGUAUUCACGGUAUGCCGGUAAAUUCAUCGAAACCAGCUCCAAAUUUGCAAGUUGAAUCAGAUAUUAAAUACAUGUGUCACUAGUUAUCGGUAACCAUAAAUAUGUACUUGCGUCACGCUUCCCAAGCCUGGUUCGCUGAUAUGUUAAGUGCUUUUUGAGAAGUUGAUUUGCGUCUAGAAAAUUUUUCGUAGACAAAUAUAGACGCAAAUAGAGUUGUGAACAUAAAGGACUGUUUUUCUUGGACAAUAUGUUGCACAGGACUACUUAUGCAUUGUAACAAAUUAUAUUGUAUGACAUUUGAUGUGAUUGUAUUUUAAAAUAGUUGUAGCGCGAUAUAUUUCUAUUGAAAUAAGCAAUAAAUGUACGAUA